UCCAGUCUCUCACUCCCUGCCUGCAUCCCAGACACUUUCUCUCUCUCUCCCUCUCUCUCUCUCUCUCUCUGUCUCCGUCAGCACUCCGUUGUUCCCCCCCACGACAAUCCCUCAGCACUCUCUCUCUCUCUCUCUCUCUCUCUCUCUCUUCUCACUGACUCCUUCCCUCCAUCCCCAGUCCAACAUGUUGCCUGGACAAUGCCACGGUCGCCAGCGCGAGUCGUCCCGCCUGCCGCAGAUGCCGCGCCUGGUAGCCCUGCGUGCCUGACGGAGGAGCGGGCGGGCCGCACGUGGCGGGAGACCAUGUGGCGACGGCGCUCCCUGCUGGGGGGCGCGGAAGGCGGCGCUGGGGCACAGAAGCCUGCCGACUGGCUGUAUGAGUCCUACUACUGCCUGAGCCAGCAGCACCCGCUGAUCGUGUUCCUGCUGCUCAUCGUGAUGGCAGCAUGUCUGGCACUGAUCGCCGUCUUCUUCGCCUCGGGACUGGACAUCAAGGACCAUGUGGCGUUCCUCAUCACCGUUCCCACCGCCCUGGCCAUCUUCCUGACGAUUUUCGUCUUGGUCUGCAUCGAGUCAGUCUUCAAGAAGCUGCUGCGUGUUUUCUCCUUGGUGAUCUGGGCCUGCCUUGUGGCAAUGGGCUACCUCUUCAUGUUCUUCGGAGGGAUCAUCUGUCCCUGGGACCAGGUAUCCUUCUUCCUCUUCAUCAUCUUUGUCGUCUACACCAUGCUGCCGUUCUCCAUGAGGGACGCGGUCAUCGCCAGUGCUGUCACCGCUGCCUCUCACACCGUGGUGGUCGCUGCCUACCUGUCCAGCGCCACCGACAGAAUGGAGCCUCUGCUGUGGCAGAUUUUGGCCAACAUCACCAUCUUCGUCUGUGGCGGCAUGACUGGAGCCUAUCACAAGCAUCUGAUGGAGCUGGCCCUCAAGCAGACGUACCAGGACACCUGCAACUGCAUCAAAUCCCCCAUGAAGCUGGAGUUCGAGAAACACCAACAGGAUCGCCUGCUCCUCUCUCUGCUCCCUGCCCACAUCGCGCGGGUCAUGAAGGCUGAGAUCAUCCACCGGCUGCAAGGGCCCAACUUCGGACAGACCGAAAACACCAACAACUUCCACAACCUUUACGUGCAGCGUCACACCAACGUCAGCAUCCUGUACGCCGACAUCGUGGGCUUCACGCGUCUGGCCAGUGACUGCUCCCCCGGAGAGCUGGUGCACAUGCUCAACGAGCUUUUCGGCAAAUUCGACCAGAUCGCCAAGGAGAAUGACUGCAUGAGGAUUAAAAUCCUCGGCGACUGCUACUACUGCGUUUCCGGCCUCCCAGAGUACCUGCCCAAUCAUGCCAAAAACUGUGUGAAAAUGGGCUUGGACAUGUGUGAGGCCAUAACGAAGGUUCGGGUUGCCACCGGAGCGGACAUUAACAUGAGGGUGGGAGUGCAUUCUGGAAACGUCCUGUGUGGUGUCAUUGGCCUUCAGAAGUGGCAGUAUGACGUCUGGUCACAUGAUGUCACAUUAGCUAAUCACAUGGAGGCAGGUGGUGUACCUGGGCGGGUCCACAUCUCCUCUGUCACUCUUGAGCACCUGAAUGGGGCGUACAAGGUGGAGGAAGGUGAUGGGCAGAACCGAGACACCUACCUGAAGGAGCACGGCGUCACCACCUUCCUGGUCAUCAACCCUAAGGCAGAGAGGCACAGCCCGCAGCUCCACUGCCGGCUCCGGCCCACGCCAGACGGCGCCAAGAUGAGGGCGUCGGUGCGGAUGACCCGCUACCUGGAGUCGUGGGGGGCGGCCAAGCCAUUCGCCCACCUGCAGCACCGUGACAGCAUGACAACAGAGAAUGGGAAGAUCAACACCACUGAUGUGCCGAUGGGCCAGUAUAAUUUUCAGAGGCGCUCAGAGAGGACAAAAUCACAGAAAAAGAGAUUUGAAGAGGAACUGAAUGAGAGGAUGAUUAGGGCCAUUGACGGCAUCAACUCUCAGAAGCAGUGGCUGAAAUCUGAAGACAUUCAGCGCAUCUCCCUGUUCUUUCAUAACAAGACUCUGGAAAAAGAGUACAGGGCGAUGACCUUACCAGCCUUCAAGUAUUACGUCACGUGUGCGUACGUUAUCUUCUUCUGUGUCUUCAUCGUCCAGGUCCUGGUUCUGCCAAAGACGACGAUCCUAGGUGUGUCAUUUGGGGUGGCCUUCAUCCUGCUCUCCCUUAUCCUGCUCAUCUGCUUUGCGGGACACCUCACGGAAUGCACCAAGGGCACAUCAAACCCGUUGGUGUGGAUUUUGAGCUCCUCCAGAAUCAUCGCCAACCGGCCCUGGCCGCGGCUGGCCGUCACCGUGGCAACCACCGCGCUCAUACUAAUAAUGGCCGUGUUCAACAUGUUUUUCCUGGAGAACAAGAAAUCACCCGAGGCCUCGGUCUCCAACACGUCCAACGAAACUGCUUAUAGCUCCCAGGUGAAACUGAUCAUGGAGACCAAUAAGUUCUACUUACCGUACUUUGUGUACAGCUGUGUUCUGGGCCUAGUGUCCUGCUCCGUGUUCCUGAGGGUCAACUAUGAGCAGAAGAUGGUGAUCAUGCUCUCUGCUGUGGUAGUCUACAAUGUCAUCAUCCUCGAGACGCACGCCUCCGUGCUGGAUGACUAUAGCACCUUCCUCUACCAGGACCAGGUUCUGGAUAGGCCGGGAGUUCUGAAGGACUUGAAGACGAUGGGAUCCGUGUGGCUCUUCAUAUUUUUUGUUACCCUGCUUGUGUUGGCCAGACAGAAUGAAUAUUACUGUAGGUUAGACUUCCUGUGGAAGAACAAGUUCAAGAAGGAGUGUGAGGAGAUCGAGACCAUGGAGAACCUGAACCGUGUCCUGCUGGAGAACGUCCUGCCGGCCCACGUGGCAGAACACUUCCUGGCCCGGAACUGGAAGAAUGAGGAUCUCUACCACCAGUCCUAUGAGCUGGUGUGCGUGAUGUUCGCCUCCAUCCCAGACUUCAAGGAGUUCUACACCGAGUCGGACGUCAACAAAGAAGGCCUGGAAUGUCUCAGACUGCUGAACGAGAUCAUCGCGGACUUUGACGAGCUCCUGUCCAAGCCCAAGUUCAGUGGGGUAGAGAAGAUCAAGACCAUCGGCAGCACCUACAUGGCAGCCACGGGGCUCAACGCCACACCCGGGCCCGAGUACUCGCAGGACCAUGACAGGCAAUACAUGCACAUCGGCACCAUGGUGGAGUUUGCCUUUGCGUUGGUGGGGAAGCUGGACGUCAUAAACAAGCAUUCCUUCAACGACUUCAAACUUCGAGUCGGCAUUAACCACGGACCGGUGAUCGCUGGGGUGAUUGGGGCGCAGAAGCCCCAGUACGACAUCUGGGGGAACACGGUGAACGUAGCCAGCAGGAUGGACAGCACUGGAGUACUGGGGAAGAUACAGGUCACGGACGAGACUCGGCAGAUCCUUCAUAACCUGGGCUACACGUGUACCUGUAGAGGAGUCAUUAACGUCAAGGGCAAGGGUGAUUUGAUGACCUUCUUCGUCCACACGGAGAUGACCAGGUCGCUCUCACAGGGGAACGUGGUGACCUGACCGCCUAUGAGAGGCCAUCACAUGUGAGGGUGGUCUGUAAAUAGCCCGCCGUGUUUGUAGACGUCAAGCAGACCUCUUUAAGUUGUACCAUGUCCGUGUCACAUGCUGGAAGCAUCCAGGAAAGCUGUGCGGUUUCUUUUUGUACAAAAAGGAA
Paramormyrops kingsleyae is the source of this 3715-nucleotide messenger RNA. The record is from RefSeq and is a predicted model, not a curated record. Lineage: Eukaryota; Metazoa; Chordata; Actinopteri; Osteoglossiformes; Mormyridae.